ACAAUGAAGGAGCAGCUCCGCGACCAAAGGUCACUCCCACAACCCGCCAUCCUCACCUUCCAACUCCGCAAACUCAUCACGUUCUGCCUUCUGCUUGCCUUAGCCUUCUCCAUGGGCUUCAUUACCAGUUUCUAUGUCAGGGAUACUACUAUCACUAAUCUUCUCCAAACUGCUCACGUAGCCAAUCUGUCUUCGUCUUUGCCAGUACCAGUACAAACUUCUGUCAUGCCGGGGAGGACGGCCACACUCAUGCACGAGAUGAACGACGAAGAGCUGCUUUGGAGGGCGUCCAUGGUGCCGAGGAUCCAAAGGAAUUCAACAAAGCCAGCGCCUAAGGUUGCUUUCUUGUUCUUGACGAGGGAAGAGCUCCCACUCGCCCCACUGUGGGAGAUGUUCUUCAAGGGGAACCAAGGGCUGUUCUCCAUCUACGUGCAUUCCCAUCCGGAUUCCAAUUGGUCUCUGCCGAGUUAUUCCGUUUUCUACGGAAGAAGAAUUCCCAGCAAGGUCAGUUCCAUGCUCCGAUUUGUCGGCAGAGAUUGCACUGACAGAGAUAGAAAACAGGGGUGGCAGAGUUAA
Molecule: messenger RNA, 576 nt
Organism: Zingiber officinale
Lineage: Eukaryota; Viridiplantae; Streptophyta; Magnoliopsida; Zingiberales; Zingiberaceae
Exons: 1
Coding region: 4-576 (190 amino acids)
Cellular component (GO): membrane
Molecular function (GO): glycosyltransferase activity
Source: RefSeq, a predicted model, not a curated record